CGCCGCCGCUCCCGUUAUUAAAGCCCGCGCCUGACGCCGCCCCUCGUCGUCGUCAAGCCCGAGAGACCCAGCUUAGCUAGAGCGCUCAGCCAAAGACAAAUGCACACGAAGCGCGCGGAGGAGCAUCGCAGGCAGCAAGCACGGCAGCGGCCAUGGCGCAGGAGAUCAGCCUGAGGCUGAAAGCAAGCACGACGGCGCCGAUGCCGCAGGAGAGCCUGCGGCUGGUGUCGCACCCGAUCGCGGCGCACGACGGGCGGCUUCCGCGGCAGUACACGCGGGAGGGGCAGGGCGCGAAGAAGGACAUGUCGCCGCCGCUGGAGUGGUACGGCGUCCCCGAGGGCACGCGGUCGCUGGCGCUGGUGGUGCAGGACAUCGACGCGGACCCCGUCGUGCCGUGGACGCACUGGGUGGUGGCCAACAUCCCGCCCGACACCAAGGGCCUCCCCGAGGGGUUCUCCGGCAAGGAGGGCGCGGCGGGGCGCGAGUUCGGCGGCUUGCAGGAGGGCAUCAACGACUGGAAGCAGCCCGGGUGGCGCGGGCCCGUGCCGCCGUCCCGCGGCCACCGCAUCCAGUUCAAGCUCUACGCGCUCGACGACGAGGUGCACCUCGGCAACAAGGUGACCAAGGAUAAGCUCGUGGAGGCCAUCGAGGGGCACGUGCUGGGAGAGGCCGAGCUGACCGCCGUCGCCGUGUUCUAAGGAGCCGUCGUCACGUAGUGCCAUGGGCCCUGCCUUGUAUAUUUGGGGCAACUUUUGUAAUUUUGAUGGUCUAAUAAAAGGGGAACUCAGUUUGUGUUCGUGACAUGAAUGGCGUGGUAUCUCCGGGGCGUGGUGUUGGGGGUUGGGAUUAAAAUCCACUUGUAACCGCUGGGCGCUAGCCCAUCGACGGCCGCCACCGCCUCUUCUGGCGUGGCGCGGCGGAUGUGAGCACACAUCUCGACGAUGGCGGUGGCCCUCCACAGUCGGCCGAGACGCCGCGCCGGGAGGCGGGAGGGGGUCAUCGCGUGCUAAAUUGGGCGCCGGUGCGACUCCGGUGGCUUCCGGCGGUGGCCGGCGGGAGCAGGUUCGGCAAGAUUGGAGGUGUGGAAGGUCCUAGGGUCUUCAAUGUAAUUUUGUGGUUUGUUAGGUGUCUUUCUGCAAAAUUUCUACUGUCUGUAUCCUUUCCUUUUUGAAUGUAUCUGUACUUGUACGCG
Panicum virgatum (switchgrass) is the source of this 1192-nucleotide messenger RNA. Its product is annotated as UPF0098 protein CPn_0877/CP_0992/CPj0877/CpB0906-like. Lineage: Eukaryota; Viridiplantae; Streptophyta; Magnoliopsida; Poales; Poaceae. Bases 153 to 698 code for a protein of 181 amino acids. The transcript has 2 exons. The record is from RefSeq and is a predicted model, not a curated record.